This is a messenger RNA of Gigantopelta aegis, 3214 nucleotides long. RefSeq names its product retinol-binding protein 2-like. Bases 588 to 998 code for a protein of 136 amino acids. Lineage: Eukaryota; Metazoa; Mollusca; Gastropoda; Neomphalida; Peltospiridae. The transcript is spliced from 4 exons. The record is from RefSeq and is a predicted model, not a curated record.
GAGUGAGUCUUAAAGAUCGUGUAAAAUGGUUACACUAACAAUCUGUUUGAGACAUGAAUAUAUAGACAUAUAAAAAAGAAUAUUCAUUAUUCAUCGAUAACGCCAAACUGGCAUAAACGAUGUCCUAUAAAUAUUCAAGCCCAGCCGCGGCCGCUGGCCUAUUGAUGCAAAUAUUAACUUUCUGAAAGCCACUUAGCGUGAUACACGCCGGUCGUAGACUUGACUCAGUUUGGUGCCAAGCAGACUGCUUGUCUGGGAGGAAGGAAACGUGAAAAGAAGCGAAGAGGAUGAGCGUAAUCCUGCCUACUUCCUGGAAUCACUAGACAUUAACAUGUGUCAGUAACCAAGGCGUCACUCCUGCGAACAUACCCCAUUCCCGACAUGGAAUAUUAACUGGAAAUUAAGACUUAAGCCAAGUCUAUGUAGCCAACAAGCGAUUGUAUUUGUUUUACGCCGGCAAUAACUAGGAAAUCAUUACUGCGGCUCUAGUGAGAAGCGCAACUUGACAUAAAACAGACGACGUCGGACGAGGAACGAAAAAACUCCGCUGUAGUUGUUUGCGAUUGUUUGUGGCUCUUUGAAUCGCUAUGGAUAACUAUGUGGGUCGGUGGGAACUCAUGCCAGAACAAACAACCGGCUUUGACGAAUUUAGCGAUGCUUUAGGGACCCCGAAGGAGGGACGUGAGGCGUUCCGGAAUCUCGUGUACAUCCUGGAGUAUGCCCGGGAAGGCGACAAGUGGACGGCCACAGCAGAGAUCAAAGGUCAAGGCCACCCACGGACCUACGUGUGGUCCCCCGGCGUCGAGUUCGAGUACGAAGGGCUGGACGGAUCUAAAAUGAAAAGUACAAUUUCGUGGGACGGCUCGGUUUGUCACGAGAAACACGCACAGGUGAACGGCGGUGAGUGGACCUCGACCAGACGACUUGAAGGGGACGUAAUCGUGCUGAGCUCAAUAUGCAAAGGGAAAGAAAUGGUUCAGAAGUUUAAGCGAAUCUAAGGAGACGUCGUCCACGACAGUGACACAAUUCAUUUCGUCUGUGAUUAUUGUUCGUACCAGUCUGAGACAAUUUCAACAAAUAUGACUCUCUCAAAAUCAAUGUUCUGCUUUCGGUAAUUAAUAAUUGCGCUUCAUAAUUAACCGCUGAUUAAACGUGCGCGUUUUAGGCUUUCUACAAAAUGUAUUGCAUUUACUGAGGUUUCGUCUAAUUUGUGAAAGGUCCAACAUAGCCCGAAAACUCUGACCGUAAGCAAGCAAAACGGACAGGUGGACAGUCGUAACACCCACUAUAACUGUCCACAUGUCCGUCGUGCUGUCUCACGGUCACAGUAUUCGGGCUAAGCCCAGGAGAAGUAUGUUCUUCUCGAAUUAUAUGUCAUUUGCUUACAUUGUCAUAAAUCAUUUAUGUUCAGCUUAGGCCUCCGGUUAUUGUUAAUGUGCGUUUAGUGUAUGGUUAUUGGAAAUUAAAAAGUCAGUAUUAUAAUGAGGAAAAAGAAACAAAUGUGUGUUCAACAAAAACUUCAGAAUAAUUUAAACAGCUUUUUGGUAUUUUAACAUAUUGUGGUUGUUUUGUCACCAGGGGAGUAAUUCACAAAGCUCUCGUAGGCUCUGCUAGACAACAAAGUAUCCUCUUUGCAAGUCUUUUAGCAUUGUGCACUGCGAGAUCGCAAAGUUGCGAGAGUUACGAGAGUUUCGUGAAUUAGGCCAAUGGUAUGCAAAGGAAGGAUAAAGAAUGUUUGUUAAAUGACCCAGCAGCACAUUUUAAAGUACAACUGUUUGGUGUCUAACACUGGGUAUUGGAACACAUCAUCUAGUUAGUGAUGGAAUGUUUGUUAAAUGACCCAGCAGCACAUUUUAAAGUACAACUGUUUGGUGUCUAACACUGGGUAUUGGAACACAUCAUCUAGUUAGUGAUGGAAUGUUUGUUAAAUGACCCAGCAGCACAUUUUAAAGUACAACUGUUUGGUGUCUAACACUGGGUAUGGAACACAUCAUCUAGUUAGUGAUGGAAUGUUUGUUAAAUGACCCAGCAGCACAUUUUAAAGUACAACUGUUUGGUGUCUAACACUGGGUAUUGGAACACAUCAUCUAGUUAGUGAUGGAAUGUUUGUUAAAUGACCCAGCAGCACAUUUUAAAGUACAACUGUUUGGUGUCUAACACUGGGUAUUGGAACACAUCAUCUAGUUAGUGAUGGAAUGAAUGAAUGAAUGAUUGAAUGAAUGAAUAUUUAACGACAUCCCAGCACGAAAAAAGAUCUUCUUCUGUCUGUUGAUAACGAGUAUUUCUACCGAUCAUUUAGCGUUGUGCCAUGUUUCUUGUUCGUCACUUGAGAUUCUCGUCAUAGGUCGAUAUGACCUACCGGUACAAAAUAGUUUGUAAGAGUUUAGCGAAAAAAACAACAUUGGCUGAAUUUAGGCAUGUCUUGCUCGCAUACAAAUGAUUAAAAUGUCACGUGGUUGUUUUAAUGAUUUCAAUUUACAAAAUACACAGUCAAUCGGUAGUCACUGAAUAUAUUAAAAAUAGCGUCAAUGACACGUGGUCGUGUCGCAUCAGUUUAAAAGGUAAAUCGCAACCGAAUUAGGUUAGACAGUGGGAUUUCAAGUAACCCGAUCUAUUGGCAACGUCGUUGGACAGAUGCCAAAGAAGAAGUUUCCAAAGGGUUUUUUAAAAGACGUGUUAUGAUAGUCUGCCUACAGGGAUAAGUGUUCGCAUAUGCACAUCUGAAUCGGUCAAUUCAAUAGAGGACCAGCUCCACAGUACAAAGUGUAACGGGAAAACAUUGUUUUAAUUUUCGAAGAGUAACAACCACGAAGUAGAGUCGUGCCUUUGUUGGACACAUUUAAACAGUUCUUAACAUGGACACUGUAAUGUAGUUCAUUCGAAAUCGAAAAUAUGUGAAAUCCGGUUCUUAUUGAAUUUACUGAUUCAUUUUGUGGCUAGCGAGAGAGAGAGAGAGAGAGAGAGAGAGAGAGAGAGACAGAGAGAAAGAGAGAUAUUGAGAUAGGGGGAAGAGAGGAGGGGGAACAGAGAGAGAGAGAGAGAGAGAGAGAGAGAGAGAGAUGGGUGAUAUCUUCACUGGUUUCUCUGACCACCAUUGUCUGCUAGCACAAUAAAGACUAAAUUGAUGUGCGUGUUCAACACUAAAUACUGAAGUUGAUUUACGUUCUGUGGUUUGCUAAGCAUCUACUCAUGCAUUAAAGUCUUGCCUACAUUG